Molecule: messenger RNA, 1057 nt
Organism: Chelonoidis abingdonii (Abingdon island giant tortoise)
Lineage: Eukaryota; Metazoa; Chordata; Testudines; Testudinidae
Source: RefSeq, a predicted model, not a curated record
AUGCGGCUCGUCCGUCUGGCGCUGGUCUGCGCCGGGCUGUGCCUGGGGUCGUGCGCAAGGAGCGCGUGCGCGAGCGAACGCUCCCCGCCGGCUCGCUCGACGCUCCCGCAGGGCAGCACCCCCGGGGAGGCGACGCGGAGCGGCAAUGGCAGCAGCAGCCCUGCCGCGUCCCCCUUUCCCGAGCGAGACAAGCCCAUGACCCAGCGCGCCCUGGCUGUGCUCGUGGUGGCCAGCGGCGCCCUCAUCGUCUACUUCGUGAUCCGGACCGUGCGCCUCAGAAAAAGAAACAAAAAGACCCGAAGGUAUGGAGUUUUGGACACCAACAUAGAAAAUAUGGAGUUGACGCCAUUAGAACAAGAUGAUGAUGAUGAUACAACAUUGUUUGAUGCUAAUCAUCCUCGAAGAACAGAUAAAAUACAAAGCUGUAAAUUGCUCCUUCAGAAAGACUUGCCACACUAGUUCUCUAAAAUAACAGAACACAAUAUAAAACAAAACACCUGACAACUUGCCUUAGAGAAUACUUGUUGGCAUUCAUAUUACUUGCAAAAGUCCCAGAGGUUCGAAUAUAGCCCUCAGAGUAUCCUCAUCAACAAGAUUUACAAGAGCAAGCAUCUGCUUUGUGCAGCUGAAACAUCCUCAUGUGAGCCAGCCAUGCUGAAGUCGUCAAUCAAAGGAAAAACAAACAAACAAAAAAAGCCUUUAUUACUUAAAAAUAGGGCAUUUCAGUAGAUCAUAAUAGUAAACAUGUUUGGAUUGAAAGUAAUCAGACUCAGUGUAUUUGAAUCUUGUGGAAACCCAAUAUUGGAGUUUAAAAGAAAUCAGAUUGACAAAUCUUUGGUUCUUAAAUACAAUGCAUACUGUGCAGUACAUACUAUAGAAUCUUAAGUCUUUAAACUAUUCUUUUUGUAAAGAUAAACCUGGCAUGGAGAAAUAAUCAUACUUCAAAAUGCACUGUUUCAUUGUUAUACAGUAUAACAGAUCUACGGAAGGAUAUUUUAUGUAUGAGGCAGACUCCUUUUAUCAGUACCAGAAGUUAUCAGGUUUUUGGACAAGUUUA